This is a messenger RNA of Entelurus aequoreus (snake pipefish), 1120 nucleotides long. RefSeq lists its product as uncharacterized. The coding region runs from base 1 to 654 and encodes 217 amino acids. The record is from RefSeq and is a predicted model, not a curated record. The transcript has 5 exons. Lineage: Eukaryota; Metazoa; Chordata; Actinopteri; Syngnathiformes; Syngnathidae.
AUGGCGAAUCACUCACAACACUUCUACCACCUGAGCCAUACCUACGCUCCCAACGAUCAUGCAGCCAGCGCAGAUUUGCUUUUUGUAUUUCUGGUCCAAUAUGGCUCUUUCAACGUCUUGGGUCGCCGACCCCUGCACAUGGCGAAUCACCCACAACACUUCUACCACCUGAGCCAUACCUACGCUCCAACGAUGGAGCGCAGCCGGACGCGCGCGCGCGGAGGAGAAUGUGGGUCACUGGGCCUUGUCGCCCUCCAGCGUGCGGAAACACUCCGCGAGCCGCGGACUACAAAAUACAACAACAACCAAGAAGAAGAAGGUGGGGGAAAAAAGGAGCAGCCUCACCUCGCCGAGUCCUUCGCCCUCGCUUGUGGUGCGGCUCGCUCGGUCGUGGCGUCGCAUGGAGCGCGGAGGAGGCGGCGGCGGCGGCGGCGGCGGCCAGGAGGACUCCGGCUCGGGGAGGAAAACAGGAGGCCUACUUCAUAUUACGACGUACAGUCAUGCGCAAUGGAGACAGUAGGGCGCACUAUUUGGUUCCCGCGUGUGUCCCAAUGUUGUCUGCCUCCAGUAAAUAAGAAGAGUGACAGGGUGAAUUGCUACUCAUGUAGGCAAAAAGCCUCUCAAACCAAAAAGCAGGAGGAGCAGCGAGGAUAAUAAAAGCACUCAGCGACCCGUCUGUCUUCUCACAAAUGUGACAAAUCCCAUGGAGCCACAAAUCACAUCAGUUCUGCCGGAUUUCCAAGGUCCACGCGGGCUCAUGUUUCCUGGCCAAGUGCAGCCGUGGCCGCCCCUCACCAUGAUGCUUCCAGCUCACCUUUUAGCGCUGCACGCCGCACCUGUGCUCACCCCGCAGGGGUAAUGGAGGACGCACGCAGAGUGCUGUGGGACAUCCGUUUCCCACGCAAGUAGCGUUUAAUCACGGACAAACAUCGGGCACGGUGCCGUAUCGUGUCGUAAACGUCGAUACGGGAGUGAGUGGAGGGGAGACAGGGAGACCGAAGGGAGGAACCCUGGCGGAGUGCCAGUGAGCAAGGCAUGGGACUUUGUGCAACCAUUCCUAGCAGGGUCAAAUCUACACCUGAAUUAUGUGCCUUUAUAUCCCAGGAGGGCCUACAUAGUG